Polychytrium aggregatum is the source of this 1684-nucleotide messenger RNA. RefSeq names its product MM3350-like domain-containing protein. Lineage: Eukaryota; Fungi; Chytridiomycota; Chytridiomycetes; Polychytriales. The record is from RefSeq and is a predicted model, not a curated record. The transcript has a single exon. The coding region runs from base 80 to 1453 and encodes 457 amino acids.
CGUCCUUCGCCCGCUCGCCCCUCUCUCUCACUUUCCCGCUGCCCCUUGCCCGCUCAAGCCCCUUCGCUGCUGCUCCAUCAUGGACUACUCCAAGUGGGACGAUCUGGAGUUUACCGACGACGAGGAGAUUCACUCGCUCGACUUUCCUCACCACCCUUCGAAGCUGGAUGAAUAUCUGCGAUCCCAGCUCACGGGGCUCAAGAACGUCGGCAGUGGCCAGCUCGCGGGCCGCAAGCAUGAUCCGGAGCAGCAGCAGCAGCAGCGCGAGCAGCAGCAACCGCAGUCGUACCUCCGGAUCCACCCCGAGGACAAGACCAAGAUCGAUCCGCUCUUCUUGCAGGACCCAGACCAGUUUUCUCCCGAACCCGAUCCAUCCACGGGCAAGAUGGAGUACUGGGGCGUGCAGAACGACGUCGAUGGCAUGACGCUGAUGAUGCGUCGGAUGAACACCCAAUUCUUCUACACGGGCGCCUACCCGGAGCUGCAGUUUGUCAAUCGCCUCAUGGCGCGCAAGGUCAAGUCGCUCGACGCUGUCCGCCCGCCUGUCAACGACGUCAUCCUCAAGAUCACGAUGGAGGGCAUCUCGCCCGAGCUCUGGCGGCGAUUCCAGGUGCCCGCGUACAUUCCGCUGCACCACCUGCAAGACCUGGUGCUUGCGCCGAUCAUGGGCUGGUGCCGCAACUAUCACGGAUACCUGUUCACGGAUCGGAGGGAUGGAGCGCUCUUUGGGCCCAAAAAGUCCCAGUGCGCCGACAUGAUGCACAUUUACAUGAACGGACAUGCCUUCAUCGACGACCGGUUGUACACCCUCGGCCACAUUCUCGACGUCGAAGGCAGCGAGAUGGGAUUCCUGUACGAUCUGGGCGACCGUUUCCGCCACGAUAUUCGCCUGGAGCGCAUCCUCGACUCCUGUGACGGCCAGUGCAAGUUGCUGGACGGGGCGUUGGCAUGCCCGCCCGAAGACUCGAAAGGGAACCCGUCCCACCAGAAGCUGCUGGAGAAAUGGAUCGAAGCUGGAGACGACGCCACGGCCCGCAGCGAGCUAGUAGCUGUGCAUCUGAAUGCACCCAACCUCGAGACCAAGUCCUACGAUCCAAUGGCGUUUGAUCUGGAUGUGCGCCGGCUCGCUCUGAAAGCGGCGUACGAUCCAAAGGUCUUCGAGUCUGCCAGGCCCUCCUCGUUUGCUCGAUCCGGCCUGGACGACGCAGAAUCCAACGGCAGUGUCUUGAGCAGCCCUGUGCAGAGCUCGCUGGGGCUUCGGGUGCGACCGCCAGGGCAGCCUGGGCCCGAAUGCAUCUACUGCGGAUCCCGGAAGCACCUGAAGCGAUGCUCUCGGUGCAAAGUGGCCAUAUACUGCUCUCGAGAAUGCCAGAAGGCGCACCGUCGCCAACACAAGCCGUUGUGUGUUGCCGCCACUUUGGAAAGCGGCGUUGGUCGGAUCGACGAGCUGUAGCUUGCGGAGCGAUCGUGGGACACUUGCGGCUGACACUGACGACGGCUGGGGAACUUGCUGUUGCCUGGCACCAACUGCGAACUGAUCCAACAAGAGCCAAGCAUGCCCGAUGCGUUCGUUGACCCGACUGACUUUGGCCUGUCUGGUGACAUGUACAUACACUUUACACUCGAGAGAAAGCAAGCCGCAUGCAGUUCCGUCCAUGCAGUUCCGUCCACAGUGCACAUGGGC